This is a messenger RNA of Eufriesea mexicana, 1440 nucleotides long. Its product is annotated as globin-1. The record is from RefSeq and is a predicted model, not a curated record. Gene Ontology annotation, molecular function: oxygen binding; heme binding. The coding region runs from base 182 to 736 and encodes 184 amino acids. The transcript is spliced from 3 exons. NCBI's taxonomy places the organism in Eukaryota, Metazoa, Arthropoda, Insecta, Hymenoptera, Apidae.
CACAGGGUGUCGAUUCAUCGUCGACGCGGGUCGAAGAUUAACGAAGCUUGAUACAGCAGUGAGGAUACCUGCGAGUAGAUUGGCAGUGGAACGUGGCAAUUGCUCGGGGCUGUUAGACGGCAAGAGUUGGUGUGUUGGUGCUUCUUUAUUUCCCGGAAGAAAGGAAACAGAUCGACUCGACAUGGGCUGCGAAAUUGGCAAAUUGGCGACACCCAAUCAACCCACCACGGACCCAAGGCUUCCGCUCACGGCGAAGCAGAAGUUUACGGUUAUGGCCAGCUGGAAGGCUGUUUCCAGGAAACUAGAGACGACUGGUGUCUUCAUGCUCAUGAGGCUGUUCGAAGAAAAUGAGGAAUUGGUGCAGAUGUUCUCGCGAUUUCUGGACUUGAAGUCGAAAGAGGAACGUUUCGACAUGGUAGAAUUGGGGAAACAUGCGGAAAAAGUAAUGGCUGCCCUAGACGAAAGUAUCAGAGGGCUUGACAACAUGGAUGACUUCCUGUCCUGCCUUCACCAAGUCGGAGCCACACACACGAAGAUUCCUGACUUUAAUCCACAGUAUUUUUGGAAAAUUGAGCGACCGUUCUUAGAAGCCGUGAAGCGAACUUUAGAAGACCGAUACUCGGAGAACGUGGAGAUAACCUACAAAAUGACGAUCAAGUUCAUCAUCGAAACACUGAUCGAGGGCUUCAACAAGGCUCAGAACGACAAAGCACAGAGCGGCACUGCUAAAUCCUAGUCGUCUUAGCCGUGAAGGAACCAAAACAGAUUUACCGAUGAUCGCUUUGUCUAUACAGGACUAAGCCAUCGAAACGGGAAACGAACGAUACCAGACGAACGAACGAAUCAAUCGAUCCACCAUAAUCGUUUGUUUAUUCCACGGUAUCCUCGACUCAAGCCGGGUUAACCGGUCUACGAUGUGAUCGCCAUCUAUCGAACAUUCGACGAAGCAUGGGAUAAAUCACGCGACGUCGAGCAGCGUUCUUUUUUACCGUGGCACGAACAGUGCCCCAUGGUUGGUUAGGUUCGAAAUCUCUUUCCUUCGAGCGGGUCUCGGUCAUGGGAAGUAAUUCGCAAGAAAUAAUAGCCGUGGUUAUAGUGUCGCACUCACCAUCGUCUCAUAUCACGACGAGCGGCGAAACGAACCGUGGACUCUCUUGACGGCCAAAGAAAACUGGUAAUGCGUUCUCAUUUAACAUUUAUCAACUUCCAGUUCACGGAAAAAGCUUCUUUGUGUGAUUAUUUCUAUCGUCGAACACGAUCCCAUCGUUCCUUCGGGAUAAUUCAUAUACCUUGAACACCGGCGGCAGCAUCGAGAGGUGAUGAAAAGGAGCAAAGUUAACAGAAAUAGCGUUACACUUGCCAUUCGCUUCAGCGCACUAUCGAUUAUGGAAUUUGAACGAUGUAAAUAUGGUACACGCGUAUCGCGGAUUAUCGCAAACA